GAUCACCCUCCUUUCGCCUCCUUCGCAUCUCCUUCCUCUCCCCCUAUACCUACACACCGACCCUCACCGCUGUCGAUGCGCACGUCUCGUAUCCAGCGCGGGCCUGCUUGAAUCCGACCAUUCCAGCCCAGCCCCCUUAUGCAGCAUCGGAGCGAGCUGCAUGAUAACCUAGUUGCCCCCGGUCCAAUCGUUCCCACCUGUCGGCCUAGCUCGCAGCUAUCUAGGCGAGCAUACCGCAGCAUGUCCGCCCUUUCGAGUGGAGACCCUCAGCGUCCCGAAACGCCUGAUAGUCGCAUGAGAGGCGAGAACGUCCCCGAGCUCGUGCAAUUGUUCCAAGCCCAGAACUCGUCCCCCAAUGGGAAUAUCCAAGCCUCGGGGGCUCGCGAUUUCCUGAAGGCUGGCCAUCGGCGCUUGCGACAGCUCGCUCAGCGCCAGAAGAAACCAGUGGACCCCAAGGUAAAGGCUGAGGAAGCAUCCAAGCAAUUGCUGGCGCUGCAAAACGCGGGCUUCCUUCCCCCUCCGAGACCGAAAAGAUCGGAGGCCAAGCAGAGUCUGGACUCGACUGUGUCGAGCUCGAAUCUGAGCUUCAAGUCUAGUUCACGGCGGGAUGUGGAGCGCAUUGGACAGCCAUGGCUGGAUGAUCCGUUGGAGAAGAUGGAUACGCGUGGAACAAAGGACAGUCAGUUGUCUUCGAUUGAUAUCAGAGAUCUAACCUCGUUGGUUGAGGCUUCGGUCUCGUUUUCUCACCAUGAGGAUGGAAACUUUCCGCCUUAUCAACCAAUGAUAGAGUCAAGCAGUAUUGCAGGUGAUGAGUAUACUCACAAGCAAUACGAUGCUGGUGGCCCUGGUUUACAAAAUAAAAUGCUGGAGAAUGGGGAGCUGCAGAAACAUGAAACAGAAGCUCCUCCCAAGACUCCUAGCACAGAGCAGGCUGCCGGCUCUGAUUCCAAGGCAUCGUCUGUCGCGCCGGAUGCCGGUGCUUCGGAUGACAGUCGCCAACAGUCAAGCACUGAGCAGACUCGUGAUUCCAAGCCAGCCGAGUGCAAAGAUGCGCCGGUAAAGUCCGCGCGCAACUCAACCUCGUCCAGCGUAUCGACGUCGUCACAGACCCCGGCGCACACGCUGAAACUCUUCCCUGAUCCGAUGCCUCCACGGGUCUCAAGCAAAGGAGCCUGGCGCAUAUCGAACGGCCGUCCCCCAAACAGGCCUCUCCCAGUGACUCCGGAAAACCGUGAAAUCCGGCCAGAGGACAAGCCAUCCACAGCCAAAUCUGGCGGCGACAACCAAAAACUCUCGUCUAACAACACCCCGAUCACAAAAUCCUACAACAAUGAUUCGAGCGGCUCGAGCCCUGACUCAUUAGCACUACCUCACAAUCUGACUGAACUUUCGGCCGCCAGUCCAAUCCAUGAGAAGUUUCCCCGUCCGUUAACGAAUCGUCGUCCCGCGUCCCUGCCACUGGGUGCGAUCAAUGCAUUUCCUCUCCCAGCGCCCAUGCGACCACUGCCUUCUCUCCCGGAGCCAGUCCCUGGCAUUCAUGCGGGUCGGGACAAGAAGAAAGCCAGUGGGAACCGUACGUCCCAAACUAAGUCCAAUAACUCGGAUCCUCGAUCGUCGGGCGAAAUCUCAGGGACCAGCUCCAAGGAGACUGGUGUCUACCCUGACGCUCUGUCUGGGGCGAAAGAGAACAAAGACCCAGCUGCUAUCAUGCAAAAUGGCGCAUCCAAGACCUCUCCUUCAAAACACUCCGACUCUAAAGAGGUGGUGAUUACCGGACCCAGUCGAGCGGAGAGGGUGCGGGCCUUGAAGAUGAAGGAUAUGUCUGCCAGUCGCCUCUACCUCAAGGGUGGAGAAAAGGCUUCCAAAGAGGACCAAUCCUCCAAGUCCUCGCGAUCUCACACAGAGUCGUCGCAGCCAGCUAGCGGAGGAUCCAUUGAUUCUCGACUGAGUGAGGCCAAUUCUCUUUCGCCGCCACUCUCUCCUUUGCUUUCCAAACCACUCAGUUUCCCUGUCAGCAAGCACAUCUCAGGCAAACGCUCCUGCAGCUCACCUGUUUACUCGAGCGGAAGUGAUAAACCCACUUCGCUACCCGGAUCCAACCGAGACUCACGAGUAAGUCGAAGCAGCAGCGCACAGAGUGCAGAUGUGAUCCACGAGGACUUGCCAAUCGGGCAGAGUCCACCGGAUCGCGCCGAAAGCCCUCUUCCUUCCUCCGAGGACGAAUGUAUCGGCGUCAGCUCGCACAAGGACCACCAGUCGCGUCCACACCCCUCGCAUCGACAGACUAGACCGGCUCCCCUCUCCAUCGGCGACCAUGCCACCCAGCGCGCACGGCACUCCAAGAAGCUUCUACAUGAAUCUAUCGGUCCGUCGACUCCCCGGACUCGCAGGAGCCGCGGUGUCGAGAAGCUAUCGCCGCAGUCACAGUUUUCUCAGAGCACCUUUUACUCUCAGGACUCGCGGGGCAGUCGGCAUCGUGCGUAUGCCUUGAAUCUGGAAGGACGUAUCGCGCAUCUUGAGCGCCAAAACACGAUUCUCCAGGCAGCUCUCCUGGCCGCUCUGGAUGUCGGCGUCAAGCCGAACCUCGAGGCUCUCCUUGGAGGCUCGAGCACCUCGUCUGCGUCCGGCACCGGGCGGACUUACUCGUCCACGACCAAUUCAUCCAGCGUAGAGGAGCUCCCUCGACGGAGCAAGACCAAAGAACAAUCCUGCUAUCGUCAGGAAAGCUGGAUCGCCAGUCCCGGGUCCAGUCGACGCGAUAGCUACGGGUCCUCAGACGACAGCACCAAUGUCCGCGAGUUAGAAGACAUGAUCGAGGACUUCGACUUUGACUGGAUCUUGGAUAAGGAUAAGCCUGGCUCUGAGAGACACCCGUUGGGGCGCAAUUAAUCUUUUUUUCUUCUUCUCGUCGUUCUUACAUUCAUUUUUUGCAUUAUUUCCUGGGCGGCUACUUGACUGAAAAUACUUUCUCUUUUAUCGUGCACAC
Aspergillus steynii IBT 23096 is the source of this 2986-nucleotide messenger RNA. RefSeq lists its product as uncharacterized. The transcript is spliced from 2 exons. The coding region runs from base 139 to 2889 and encodes 916 amino acids. NCBI's taxonomy places the organism in Eukaryota, Fungi, Ascomycota, Eurotiomycetes, Eurotiales, Aspergillaceae. The record is from RefSeq and is a predicted model, not a curated record.